UUUACCUUCACCAGCUGACGAGGAGCUCACAUUGUGGCUGCUCACUUUAUUCUUAAUUAUUGUUAAAAACAAGUGUUAAAUUAAGCUAAUUAGCAUUAUAAAUGCCUCUUCUGCACUCCAGUUAUCUAUCGAAGUGGUAUGUUGUAGCCAGCAGAACACCUACAAAAUGUAUAUAUGUCAUUAAGAACUCUCAGCGGUACCUGUCUUCUGCUCAAGUGACAACUGCUUUACGACCUUUCUACUUUCUUGUUCACCCAGAUCUAUUUGGUCGGCAUCCACGAGCCCAACAUGUUAAUGAUUCUUCCCUCAAAGUACUCAAUAGUCACCUUGAUUCACUCAUCAAUCAUGAGAAACCAAGACCUGUUAGUCUCAGGUUCUAUGUCAAAAAUAAGAAAAUGCAAGGCAUCUUGAGUACUGUAGCACUGCAACUAAAUAAAACAUCAGCUCGAGAUACAGUUCAUGGAAUUCUUAGGGAGUUUGACCUUCCAACCAAAUAUGUUGACAGUCUUCCAGAGACGCUGCACCAACCAGAUAGGAAAGUCACUUAUCAUCGACCAUUCAAUGAUUUUACGAGAAACUUCAGCCCAGAAGAAGAGCUCUGCAUGACCAGGAGAGAAAAUCUGUAUACAUGGCUCAUCAAGAAUAUGGGGGAAGCCGAGCGAAGAUUGGCUGUCAGUGAGCCCAUUCGUCAAGAUAUUGUGCGACUUCGCUCUUGGUUGAUCGAUGAACUUAAUUUAACUAAACUGUCAUGGCAACGAGGUCUAGGCACAACGCACUUGCGAGGAUGCCUUCAGGGACUUACAGCCUUGACUACUCACCAUCAAGAAAUCAAAGAGAUUUUGCAAGGUCGUGCAGUUCACUUUGGCAGUGAGACGGGUGUGAGCUUGGAGGGAAACAUGGUUCUUAGCACUUCUGAAGUGCGCAACCAGUGGCUCAAGGUUAUAUGCAAACUUCCCGAGCAAGAGCCAAUGAUUCGCCGAAUACCAGGCAUGCAGAAAGCGGUUUCGAAUGCUUUAAGAGAGAUUCAAGUAACUCAUCGAAAGUACCAGCCAUUUGUUCUUGUGGAACAUUACAUUCAGCAUCUGAGGCGUCUGGUCACAUCCCUGGGAGAUUACCAGGGCCGUGAAGGAUUCCCAAAAUCUUGGCCACAGACGUUGUCAUCUUUACAGCUCGUAGUAGAGUCAGCUGCUGGUCCACUGAUGCUGUCCCCUACUGGGCAGAUCUUAGCCCCUUCCUCGUGUCCUCCUUGGCUGCUAGUCAACUUUAUUACAGAAAAUAUGGAGCAGGCACAGAGGAUAAUUGAUGAUUAUGAAAGGAUUCGGGACAAAGAAAAGGAUUUAUAUGAAAAGUGCAAAGGAGAGUUAGGACUGGAAUUUUUAGAAAAAGAUGAUUCGGUGAUGCCAAACAUGAUGAUUGAGUGCCUUGAACGUCUUCUGGAUUCUGCCUACCGUCUCUCUCCCCUGUUGUCAGGCGCACGACUCUGGAUUACCCACUACUAUGCUGUCAUGUUAGAUGGUGAAGUUUGUAUACCCUGGAAUUGGGACCAGGAUAAAUGUUAAAUAUAUUCUGUAUGUAGUUAUGUCACAGUCAGUAAUGUGAACAUUUGUAUAUAUACAGUUUAGCCCUCAGCUUUGCCAGGGUUAUUAGAGGUCCAAGAAAAUUCAUAUUUUUUUAGUACCACUAAAUUUUGUCCAUGCAGUUUUUUUCUGAUUUUAGCUGUAAAGGACUACAGUAAGUCCUCGACUUACAAACACAUUGAGAAUCUUCUGUAUUGUGUAUAUCAUUCUUAUAUCAUUAUUGUGUAUAAUCUCAUUAUUAUAUCAUUAUUGUACACAAUACAGGUCCCCAAUGUGUUUAUAAGUUGAAGGCUUCCUGUAUGAUGAAUAUUAUAAAGAAUUCAAGAGGUCUCCAAUGUGUUCGUAAGCCGAGGACUUAGUGUACCUUUAGUGGAAACAAUUCUGUAGACAGGAGAGCCUCAUUUGUACAGCUCGUAGGUUCUUGACCUUGUGUGGUAAGCGAAAAUCACCAGCAGUAGGAAAAGAGCAGUUUUUUCAUUACCACAUGCAUCUAAAAUACCUGAUAAUGUGUUUAGACUAUCAUAUACUAAGAGCUCAAUAUAGCUGGGCAUAAAAAACACAAAAAAGUAAAAUUAAUAUACAGUACAUACAGUAUAUUUACUUAAAGUACAGUGCCAGUCACCCUUCUCCUACACAACUGAUGUAUGAAAACACUGGAAAAGUGGUAAAAGCACUGAACAUAAUGAGCAAUGGCUCAGUUGAAAGUCAAAGAAAACAUGGAACAACAAAAAGAGGGGCUGUAUGUAUGGGAUCUUACUGCUAUACACACUCCAUCUCUUCACUGUACAAGGGUUAAACUGCUAGAGGUCCUUAUGAAUUGAGAAUUCUGUCCAUAUAAAACAUAUUAUUUUAGAUUUAGGUUCAUUUUGUGUUUGAAAGAUCAUCUCUCUUUAAAGAUUGCUUUGAUCUGGUCAAUAUUAAUGUUUAUAAGAAGGAAUAUCAGAAAAGGAGAGAGUUGGGCACAAAAUCUUAUGGAUGGUAAUUAGUUUAGGUCUCAUGAUCCAGGCAGAGAAAAUAAGCACUGCGAAAACCUGAUUGUCUUCCAUUCCUUACAGUGCUGUAUGAAACCCCUAUGGGCUUAACUCUUCCCUUAACUAUAAUAGUCUUACUAUCUGUAAAAUAUCAUCUAAUUUUUUAUUAUUUAACCCUCAAACGGUCCAAACGUAUAUAUACGUUUUUUCAAAAUCUGAAAGUAUGUAAAAAAAUGUAGAUCUUUUUUGCUUUACAUUUGAAAAUGUGUAAAAAAAACUUCUAUCUACAUUUUUUUUUGUUAUAUUUGAAAAUAUGUAAAAAAAAGUAGAUCUACUUUUGUAGCACUACGAAUUUGAACGUCGAUCUGUUUGGACUGUUUAAGGGUUAAUGUUGAUGUAAAAUUGGGGUGGAGAUAUGUUGCAGUUUUGAGUUGUAGUAUCGGCACAUCUCUGGCAAGACAGUGAUAGAGUGAGUGAUGAUGAAAGUGUGUUAAAAACUAGCAUUAAGAUAAAAACUUAACCCCCUUACAAAUGCGAUGAGUUCACAUUGUGAAUUUAAUUGUGAGUUUUGGGUGAAUUGUCACGGCCGCAGCGUUGUGGCUUUAAAUUCUCUCUAAGUGGGAUUAAGCAAGCAUUUUGAAACAUAAACUCUUUGGUGCAAUAUUGUCAUUAAUUAUUCAUGACAAACCUCGCAGCCUGGCCCAAGACCCAGGCUUCCUUCUUGAUUGCCUGGUCAAUUAGGUUGUUGUUGCACACCUACAUAGUCAUAUCACAACCUGGUUGAUCAAGCUCUUCUGGAAAUAGAAUUUUUAUUUUUUAAAUUAUAUUGUCACUGUAUAUAUUGUAUGUAGAUAAUUAUAAAUGUAUAUACAUUUGUGUUAUUUUGAAUCGAAGAAACAGAAUCAUAAAAUAUAUU
Messenger RNA from Cherax quadricarinatus, 3464 nucleotides. RefSeq names its product T-cell activation inhibitor, mitochondrial. The record is from RefSeq and is a predicted model, not a curated record. Gene Ontology annotation, cellular component: mitochondrion. Lineage: Eukaryota; Metazoa; Arthropoda; Malacostraca; Decapoda; Parastacidae.